AGAGGCAGGACAAUCAUAUGGCAGAUAUAAAUACCAGAACGCAAUAAAGUCCAUAGCAUUCUGCACAGUCUGGCUGCAGAAUCAACACAACGAUGGGGGUUCUUCGUGCUUUUCUGUUUGUGACCUUCCUGUGUCUAGCUACGGGAUACCCUCGGCCCGGAGGAGGAUAUGGCGGCUCGUACAGUCGUCCGGUCGUGACGAAGGUGGUCCGGCCAGUCGUCACCGUGAGGAGGGUCGUGACUCCGGUCGUCACUAAGGUCGUUACGGUGAAGAAGGUCGUAUCCCCCGUGGGAGUCAGCGGCGGACACCAGGGAGGAGGUGGAUAUUCUUCGGGUGGAUACGGAGGUGGAUUUUCGUCGGAUGGACACGGAGGUGGAUUUUCGUCGGGUGGACACGGAGGUGGAUUUUCGUCUGGUGGAGGACACGGAGGUGGAUUUUCGUCGGGUGGAAGUGGAUACUCUUCGGGUGGAUACGGCGGGAAUACCGGUGGAUUUUCGACAGGAGGUGGACACGGCGGCGGAUUUGCUGCGGGUGGAAGUUUCAGUGGAAGCGGCUUCGUCUCGGGUGGAUUCGGGAGCAGUGGAGGAGGUGGAGGAGGUUACGGCCACAACAGCUGGUGAGACUGUAUUUGUACUGUACAAAAAAAAAAAAAAUCAUAUUGAUUUUGCGUGUCUUUAGAAAUGAUAAAAUGACACAAACAUAAGUGUAGCGUCCCGUUGUAUGCAAAUGAGAAAACUUUAUUACGUAAGUGUUUACUAUUUCCUUAUGUUCAAGAGAAAUAGUUUAAUAAAAAUACCUCAUUAGGUUAUUCCAAUAUA
Molecule: messenger RNA, 818 nt
Organism: Penaeus monodon (black tiger shrimp)
Lineage: Eukaryota; Metazoa; Arthropoda; Malacostraca; Decapoda; Penaeidae
Product: ctenidin-3-like
Source: RefSeq, a predicted model, not a curated record